Messenger RNA from Linum trigynum, 1020 nucleotides. Lineage: Eukaryota; Viridiplantae; Streptophyta; Magnoliopsida; Malpighiales; Linaceae. The record is from the annotation of a GenBank genome assembly.
GUUUAUUGAUUUGCAAUUGUUGACGGAGAUUGAACACUUUUCAGUUUUCACAAACAAAAAGACUCGAGAUAAUAAGUUCCAAAAGUAGCGUUAAUGGCGACUGCUUCUCCUUGCGCUGCGGUGCUUGCUCAGGCAAUAUGCUCGCUUUCCCCAACCUUUCCGCGAUGUUCCCCAUUUCUAUACCCAACUCCAAUCACUAGCAGCAGCUCCGGUUUUGUUUCUCCGAACUCCGUCGCGCUGAGGGCCAAGAAGCAAAGAUCCCUACCCCUGAGUUCGCUUUUCCACAACCCUAAGACUCGAAAGUCUCGUUCCGCUCCGACUGUCGUCGCUGCUCAGUCUAAUUUCUUGAGAGUUAUCCAAACCGUGUGGAAGGUUGGUAAGGAUGGCGUCGAUGCAGGAAUCGGCCUUGUGCCUGUCUCCAUUCCCAGGCCUAUUGCCAGAGUUUCUGUGACCGUUGCUUUGCUCACUGUUUCUUUCAUUGUGCUCAAGUCAUUCUUGUCUACAGCGUUCUUUGCCCUGGCUACGAUGGGGCUGGUUUAUUUCCUGUUCAUUGCCUUCAACAAAGAAGAAGGUCCCAAAGGAGGCACAAAUUCAGAUGCUUCUACUUUUUCAUCAGAGGACGAAGCGUUAGAGGAAGCUAGAAGAAUAAUGGAGAAGUACAAGAAAUAGUGCAGAUGCAAGCAUAGCAGCAACGAAUACAUGUUUCUCAUUCUCCCGUAUCGGUGUCAUUGAAGGAGAAGCUGAACUGUCUGUUAGAAGGCAAAGUAUAUGCUGAAAAUUCUGGCCUUGUGUUCAACACGAGUUUCAUAAUCAGCCGAGAAGCUCAAAAACCUGAAAGGCUCCUUCUUGGUAUCAGAUCAGGUGUAAUUAUAGAUUUGGUGCUCGUUAAAUAGGUUUUUGUCACCUGUUCCACUCCUAAUGCUUGGCAUUUGGUAUUCCUUACAUCUUGAAACUAGUAAUGCAAGUGCUUCUGCAGAUUUGGGUCAAUGCCUGACCUUAAAAUACAUUACCUAUUACUUC